Wasmannia auropunctata (little fire ant) is the source of this 1217-nucleotide messenger RNA. It is a transcript of the gene Rsph9, whose product is annotated as radial spoke head protein 9 homolog. Gene Ontology annotation, biological process: motile cilium assembly; cilium movement involved in cell motility; axoneme assembly. The transcript is spliced from 5 exons. Lineage: Eukaryota; Metazoa; Arthropoda; Insecta; Hymenoptera; Formicidae. The coding region runs from base 279 to 1124 and encodes 281 amino acids. The record is from RefSeq and is a predicted model, not a curated record. Gene Ontology annotation, cellular component: axoneme; radial spoke.
GAUCAGCUGUUCGACUUCUACGUCAUCCUACGUCCUGCUGCUUUUGCAAGUCUUGCAACCACCUGCGGCGCCCGCAACAUGAAAACACAAUCUGAUGUUGAAACGUCGAACAUUUCCGAGGAAAAAAGAAUUAUAAGGGAAUGAUUGAAACAAUGAAAUCUCAUUAUCAGAUGCACAAUUUUUUUGGAACACCAUUUAAACAUUUAAUACAUAACAUUUGAAAAGAGCAAUCUCGAGCGUCAGAAAUUGUCAGAAAUGUCGAGGUAAGCUAUGCAAAAAUGAAUUGCUUGAAGUUACUGGAUACUCUUGAUAUAUUUGGCUGCGCCGGUAUUUGCAUAAGCGCUGAAAGUUCGCUGCUGCUGCAGAAUUCGCUGCUCAUUUUGCAGACGGAAAAUCACUUCCGAAAAUGUUAUUAUUGGGGUAGGAUUAACGGGAUACAAAAGGACUAUCACAUCGCAUACGGUUUUGAAAAGAAUUGCAUGAACGGUCAAGUGUAUUAUUACAGUACAGAUGGUAUGAAUUGGCUACUGCUGCCAAAAGCGACGAAAUGCGGACGAUUCCUGAGCCCGUUGGCGAUUAAUCAAUUCGAGGGCGAUCCGUCCAUCGUCACGAAUGUCUACGAUGUCAAUCCACCCUUUCCGCCGAAUGAGGAUCCCCAGAAUUAUUAUGACGAUCCCAUGCCUAAAGAGCUGAAAGAGGAGGAUCGUCUCGCGGCCACCGUGGAGUCGAUCACGGAGGAUGCCGCAGUCAUCCCGCGAGGGGCCUGGUUCAAGUGUCCGAACGGCGACGUGGUCGAGAAUCCGAGUUUCGGCGGUCUCUGCGACGUGGACGCCUCGUGUCUGAAAUCCUACUUGCACGCCCGUCCGCCGAAGGAGAAGUGGAACGUGAAUUUGUCGUCCCGGCUCGAUUACAAUUACGCGUUGGACUUUUUGGACAGCCUAGAUAUGGAUGUUCCUAAAGAAAGUUGGAAUCUGCAGUUUCUAAGGGGCGGUCGCCUGGCCCUUUUGCACAGCUUGUAUUGGCACGGAAUGACCUUCUUCCACAAGUUGAACUCCCCGCAUCACGGAUUCUUGUACGUCGGGAGUGGAAAGAAGAAUCUAGAUCUUCCGUUCAUGAUGGUCUGAUACACUGAUGACUGCGCGAAUAGUCACGUAAACGUCGUGUAAACGACAUAAUGUAAUGAAAUUGAAGUGCUUUAAAUUUCAAGUGUAACUGUA